Molecule: messenger RNA, 2461 nt
Organism: Vigna unguiculata (cowpea)
Lineage: Eukaryota; Viridiplantae; Streptophyta; Magnoliopsida; Fabales; Fabaceae
Product: disease resistance protein RUN1-like
Biological process (GO): defense response
Molecular function (GO): ADP binding
Source: RefSeq, a predicted model, not a curated record
AUGACCGAACGUAGCUCUGGUACCACUGAUAAAUUUGCAUUAUACUUUAAUAAAGAUAUUGCACAAGAUAAUAAAAAAAAAUGGCUUCAUUUUAAAGAAAAACUUCUUUCAGAUGUCCUAAAACCAAAGGUAGAGGUACGUAACAUUGAGAAGGGAAGAAAUAUUCGAGAAAGGCAUUUUCGGAAAAGGGUGCUCAUUGUACUUGACAAUGUGAAUGACCAUUCUCUAUUAAUAAACCUAUCGGAUAGUCUUCUGUGGUUUGAUAAAGGAACUGUAAUAAUAAUUACAACUAAGCAUGAACAACUUUUGAAGACACAUGAUGUUAAUGCUGUUUUUCGGAUAAAUCUAUUGAACGCAAAAGAGUCUCUUGAGCUUCUUAGUUGGCACGCAUUUAGAGAAGCAAAACCAAAAGAAGAAUACCAUGACCUUGCAAAAGCAAUAGUUACUCACUGUGGAGGACUACCUCUGGCUCUUGAAGUCAUUGGAACUUAUUUAUAUGAAAGGACGAAAGAAGAAUGGCAUAGAGUACUGUUCAAAUUAGGGAAAACUCCCCAGCAUGACGUUCUACCAGUAUUGAAAAUAUGUUUCGAAGGUUUACCUAAUCAAAUUGAAAGAAAUUUAUUCCUUGAUAUAUAUUGUUUCUUUGUUGGUAAAGAUAGAGCCUAUGUUACAAAGAUCCUUAAUGGUUGUGGGGUAGACGCUGAUAGUGGAAUAGGAAUUCUCAUAGAACGUAGCCUCAUAAUAGUUAAAAAGAACAACAAGUUUGGAUUGCAUCCUUUGCUAAGAGAAAUGGCAAGAGAAAUUAUUGGCGAAAUUACUUCAGGAAUGGAAGCUAAGAAGACCAGUCGACUAUGGUUUGAUAUGGAUGCAGAUUAUGUACUGUUAGAGCAUAUUCUAUUUUCAUCACAGGAAAAAAAAUUCAUUCAGAGAUUCCCUCCGAAAUGGUUUCCAACUGUAAAAGAUUUCUUCGAACGUGAUUAUUUAGAGGUAAGAGACGCAAUAAGAAGGAUGAAACUCGGUGGACAUUGUGAGUACCGCUCUAAGGAACUGGGAUUGAUUAGGUUGGAAAAGUUUUCUUCAGAAUACCAUCCUAUUGGAUUUCAACAUGAUGCAAUAGCCAUUGAUUUAAAACACCGUCUUCCUCGACUCGUCUGGAAAGAACCCCAGGUUUUGGCAUGACUAAAAGUUCUUAAUCUUAGUCGCUCCAAGUACUUGAGAAAAACCCCUGACUUUUCGAGACUACCAAGUCUUGAACACCUCAUUCUCAAAGAUUGCCCAAGAUUGUGCGAAGUGCACAAAUCUAUUGGAGCUCUCGGCAAUCUUACACUUAUAAAUUUGAAGGACUGUACAAGGAUAAAGAAUCUUCCCAGAGAGAUAUAUAUGUUGAAAUCUUUAAAAACACUCAUUCUUUCUGGUUGUUCGAGGAUUCACCUAUUGGAAAAAGAUAUAGUGCAAAUGGAAUCCUUCAUAACACUAAUUACUGAAAAUACAGUUGUGAAACAAGUUCCUUUUUCAAUUGUAAGCUCAAAAAGUAUUGGAUAUUUAUCUCUACGAGGAUUUGAGGGAUUAUCACAUAAUCUUUUUCCUUUUAUCAUUCGGUCUUGGAUGUUGCCAUCAAUGAACCCCCUAUCUUAUUAUCAUUCCUUUUUCAUGGAUGUGGAAGUUAAUAGUUGGGAUGACAUUGCGCCAUUACUUAGGAUCCUUGUCAAUCUUCGAAGUGUUUUGUUGCAAUGUGAGACGGAGUUUCAACUAUCUCAGCAAGUACAAGAUAUUUUGGUCGAAUAUGGUGUAAAUAUUACAGAAUCACACACUUCAAAGCAGCACUUCAGGUCUUUUUCGAUCGGUGUUGGAAGAUGGAAAGAAUUCUUCGAUGCUUUCAGUGAUAGAAUUUCCAAGGUAAUUGCAGGAAGUGAAUCUUGUGAAGUUUCUCUUCCUGGUGACAAUGAUCCUAAUUGUUUGGCCCAUAUGGGUGAGGGAUAUUCUGUUUCUUUCACUGUGCCUCGGGAUCGUGACAUAAAGGGAAUGGCUUUGUGUAUAGUUUAUUUAUCAAACCCUGAAAUUGUGGCAACCGAAGGUCUUAGAAGUGUCUUAAUUGUUAAUUAUACAAAGUGCACAUUGCAUAUACACAACCAUGGCACGGUAAUUUUCUUUAACGAUAAAGAUUGGGAGGGUAUAAUAUCAAAUUUAGGAUCAGGAGACAAGGUUGAGAUUUUCGUGAUUUUUGGUGAUGGAUUGGUAGUGAGGAGAACAAUUGUGUAUCUUAUAUUUGGUGAAUCAAAUGACUUAGAAAAGGAGUCUCCGUCAAAGAAAAAUUCCCUAAUUAGAUUUAUGAAAAAAUUGUAAGUCAUUUAUCCUCUUUCAGAACUGCACGAUCCCUUGAGUUAUGGAAUUAAUCCUUAUGUCCUUGAGUGGAAUUCAUUUGUAUAGUUACAGUUAAGAAAUUCAUGUUUAUUAUCCUGUU